Phodopus roborovskii (desert hamster) is the source of this 639-nucleotide messenger RNA. RefSeq names its product carbonic anhydrase 7. Gene Ontology annotation, biological process: regulation of intracellular pH. Bases 1 to 639 code for a protein of 212 amino acids. Gene Ontology annotation, molecular function: zinc ion binding; carbonate dehydratase activity. The record is from RefSeq and is a predicted model, not a curated record. Lineage: Eukaryota; Metazoa; Chordata; Mammalia; Rodentia; Cricetidae. Gene Ontology annotation, cellular component: cytoplasm. The transcript has 5 exons.
AUGACAGUGUAUGAAGUAGUUUGUAGGCCAGAGCACACCUGCUCCAGCUUCAUAGGCCUCUCCGACUCAUCCAUGACCUUUAAGGGCCUUACCACCAUGGACAAGAUGGUGACUGGGGGCCCCCUGGAAGGGCCCUAUCGUCUCAAGCAGCUCCACUUCCACUGGGGCAAGAAGCACGACGUGGGCUCAGAGCACACGGUGGACGGCAAGUCCUUCCCCAGUGAGCUACAUCUGGUUCACUGGAAUGCCAAGAAGUACAGCACUUUUGGGGAGGCGGCUGCAGCCCCUGAUGGCCUGGCUGUGGUUGGUGUCUUCCUAGAGACAGGAGAUGAGCACCCCAGCAUGAACCGCCUGACAGAUGCACUCUAUAUGGUUCGGUUUAAGGAUACCAAGGCCCAGUUCAACUAUUUCAACCCCAAGUGCCUCCUGCCCACCAGCCUGCACUACUGGACCUAUCCCGGCUCCCUGACCACACCACCGCUCAGUGAGAGUGUUACUUGGAUUGUGCUCCGGGAGCCCAUCAGAAUCUCUGAGAAGCAGGUGAGUCCUCCCAGAGUUCCAGGAAUAGGAGCAUUCAGAUUUCUACCAUGGCAGGGUAACCCCCCAACUAGCCCCUUCCCAUUUGAUUCCCAUCAUUGA